This is a messenger RNA of Pyrus x bretschneideri (Chinese white pear), 1621 nucleotides long. Its product is annotated as 12-oxophytodienoate reductase 2. The coding region runs from base 409 to 1527 and encodes 372 amino acids. Lineage: Eukaryota; Viridiplantae; Streptophyta; Magnoliopsida; Rosales; Rosaceae. The record is from RefSeq and is a predicted model, not a curated record. The transcript is spliced from 5 exons. Gene Ontology annotation, molecular function: FMN binding; oxidoreductase activity.
AACCAAAAGACAAGCCCGAGUGGGUGGGCUAGGAAAGCUGAGCAGGCCUAGUGUAUAUGGGCUUAGCGCGUACAGGCUGACGAGUCCAAUUCACUCUCUUUAGUCCAUUUUCACAUGUGGGAGUCACCAUUAGUUUUGGGCUAAAUUUUGGCUGGUAUUUGAGUUUUUUUUAAGUUCUAACACUUAACCCAAUUUUAGCAGAAGGGUUGGAAAGAAAUGGGGGAAGAAUAGAAGAGAAAUUUUAGGACCUACUCUAAGAGUUGAAGUUGAUAUGAAAGUAGAUAAUAUCAUCUGUUAAAAGAAAAGAAAAAAUUAACUGGUGAUGCGGGGUCUUCCAUUCAUUUGCAGCACAACCAAAAGCAAACGCAAAAACUAAGUGCAAGACCAAGAUUAGGUCUGACAACGGAUAUGUCUGCUCAACCAGCACCUCCCACAAUUCCUCUCCUUACUCCCUACAAACUGGGAAACUUCGAUCUUUCUCACAGGAUUGUUUUAGCACCGCUGACUAGACAGAGAUCGUACAACAAUGUUCCUCAGCCACAUGCCGUCUUAUAUUACUCGCAGAGAACGUCAAAAGGGGGUCUUCUCAUAGCUGAAGCUGUCGAAGUUUCGGAUACUGCUCGAGGGUACGUGGAUAUGCCUGGUAUUUGGACAAGGGAGCAAGUCGAAGCAUGGAAACCAGUUGUUGACGCUGUUCACACUAAAGGCGGUAUCUUCUUCUGUCAGAUUUGGCAUGCCGGCAGGGUUUCAAAUAGCGGUUUCCAGCCCAAUGGGCAAGCUCCAAUCUCUUGCACUGACAAGCCACUGACCCCCCAGCUACUGUCUAAUGGUGUUGACGUUGCUGAAUUCACGCCUCCAAGGCGAUUAGAGACAAAUGAAAUUCCACAAAUUGUGAAUGAUUUUAGACUUGCUGCACGGAAUGCUAUCGAAGCUGGCUUUGACGGGGUUGAAAUUCACGGGGCCAAUGGCUACAUUAUUGAUCAGUUUCUUAAAGACCAAGUGAACGAUCGAACAGACCAAUACGGUGGAUCUCUAGAGAAUCGUUGUCGAUUUGCUCUGGAAAUCGUUGAAGCUGUUGCUAAUGAGAUAGGAGCAGACAAAGUUGGACUUCGAUUAUCUCCAUUUGCCGACUAUAUGGAGUCAGGGGAUUCGAAUCCUAACGCAUUAGGCCUUUACAUGGCGGAAUCCUUGAACAAAUACGGGAUCCUGUACUGCCAUGUGAUUGAGCCAAGAAUGAUGACACCGGGAGAUAUAAGCGAAAGCUCCGAUAGUCUUGCGCCAAUGAGAGAAGCAUUCAAGGGUGCCUUCAUCGCUGCAGGUGGUUACGAAAGGGAAGAUGGGAACAAGGCCAUUGCUGAAGGCCGUGCAGAUCUUAUUGCUUAUGGUCGUUGGUUCUUGGCUAAUCCGGAUUUGCCAAAGAGAUUUGAGCUUAACGCUCCUCUAAACAAGUACAAUCGAGAUACGUUCUACACAUCUGAUCCGGUAAUUGGUUACACUGAUUAUCCAUUUCUUGAAACCACGGUUUAAGUAUCCAAUUAAAUGUGGAAGCUUGAACACUUGUACUUUUAUACCUGUAUACCUGCACUGAUGUUCUUAAAUGUUUAUCCUGUUGCAUUGAACA